GCAAUACCUUGCUGAGAUCGUUUGUCUCUGGCCCCAGGCGGGGUAAUUUUUUAUGAAAAUAUUCAUUCCUUUUCGAACGAGUCCAACAUGGCAGGAGAUCAAGCUCAGUUUUAUAACUUAUUAAUCACAUUUCUAUCAACAGAUAAUGAUGUUCGAACGCAAGCAGAAGAAACCUACAAUAAUAUACCGACCGAAACUAAAGUGGUACACCUAGUAGGAGCAUUACAGAAUGUUGAUCUUGGGGAAGAAGGCCGUAUUACCGCUGCAGUUCUGCUACGAAGACUUUUCAGUGCUGAGUUUUUUGAAUUCUUUCCAAAACUACCUUUGGAGCAACAGGCCAUGCUCAGAAAUCAACUACUUCUCACUCUACAAAUGGACCUCAGCCAACCUCUAAGACGAAAGAUAUGUGAUGCAGUAGCAGAAUUGGCACGAAGUCAUAUUAAUGAAGAUGGAGUAACACAGUGGCCUGAAUUUCUAAGGUUUAUUUUCACUUGUGUGUCUGCAGAAGAUCCCAAUGUUAAAGAGGCUGGCCUACGAUUGUUUACGUCAGUUCCGGGUGUAUUCGGUGACCAAGAAAAUGAAAAUCUUGAUGUAAUAAAGAAUAUGCUAAUGUCAGCGCUUCAUGCUGUGGACUCGGAUGUAUUGCAGAUGCAAGCUGUGAAGGCUGUCGGGGCUUUUAUAUUAUUACAUGAGAAGGAACCUGCUAUACAAAAAUACUUCAGUGACAUUUUACCAGCUUUUAUGCAGGUUGUAGCUAAAUCAAUUGAGAAAGAAGAAGACGACAGUGCAUUGAAAGUUCUCAUUGAAAUAGCUGAAGCCACUCCCAAAUUCCUGAGGCCACAAGUUGAGGUCAUAUUCCAAGUGUGCGUAAAGGUUGUUGGAGAUAAUAAGAUAGAAGACAAUUGGCGUCAAUUAGCACUGGAAGCGCUAGUGACCCUAUGCGAGACAGCUCCGGCCAUGGUGCGUAAGACUGUACCUAAUGCUAUAAGAGCUUUGACCCCCAUGGUGCUGGAGAUGAUGAGCGAGCUGGAAGACGAACCGGACUGGUCCCAGCAGGAUGAAGUUGCUGAUGACGACAACAAAGAGAACUAUGUGGCAGCUGAGUCAGCAUUAGACCGUAUGUGUUGUGGCCUCGGAGGCAAGAUAAUGCUAGGUUUGAUAGUGGGAGAGGUCCCUGAAAUGUUGAAUUCGAAUGACUGGAGGAAGCGCCACGCUGCGCUGAUGGCUGUCUCAUCAGCUGGCGAGGGCUGCCACAAACAAAUGGAGCAGAUGCUGGAUCAGAUAGUGACCGGCGUGCUCAAUUAUUUAGUUGAUCAGCAUCCCCGUGUGCGUUACGCCGCAUGUAACGCAGUUGGCCAAAUGUCGACAGAUUUUGCACCAGUGUUCCAGAAGAAAUUCCAUCAGAAAGUAGUAUCCGGUUUGCUGAUGGUUCUUGACGACAAUGAUAAUCCUCGUGUGCAGGCUCAUGCAGCGGCUGCUUUAGUAAACUUCAGUGAAGACUGUCCGAAGCCAAUUCUCUCACAAUAUCUCGGCCCCCUGAUGCAGAAGUUGGAGCACUUAUUGACAACAAAACUUGAGGAGGUGGUAGCCAGAGGCAACAAACUAGUACUGGAGCAGGUUGUGACAACAAUAGCAUCAAUUGCUGACACCGUUGAGAAAGAGUUUGUAGGAUACUACGACCGUGUGAUGCCCUGCCUCAAAUACAUCAUUACUAUUGCUAAUGCCAAAACUGAAGAGUAUAAACUACUCCGCGGCAAAACUAUUGAAUGUGUCAGCCUUAUAGGAUUGGCUGUUGGUGAAGAAAUAUUUAUGAAAGAUGCCUCAGAAGUGAUGGAUCUUUUGUUGGAGACACAUACAGAUGGUGAACAGCUGCCACCUGAUGACCCCCAGACAUCUUAUCUGAUCUCAGCUUGGGCACGCAUUUGCAAGGUUAUGGGCGCUUCAUUUGCCAGAUACUUGCCCAUGGUUAUGGGACCAGUGAUGCGCACUGCUGCUAUGAAGCCAGAGGUUGCUUUAUUGGAUAAUGAUGACCUGGAGGUGAUCGAGGGAGAUCUUGACUGGAACUUUGUUACAGUUGGAGAGCAGCAAAACUUUGCGAUCAAAACAGCUGGUCUUGAAGACAAAGCCUCUGCCUGUGACAUGCUGGUAUGCUAUGCUCGUGAACUGAAAGAGUCUUUUGCUGAAUAUGCUGAAGAAGUUGUCAAGCUAAUGGUCCCCAUGUUGAAGUUCUACUUUCAUGACAAUGUUAGAAUGGCAGCAGCUGAAUCGCUGCCAUAUUUGCUGGAAUGCGCCAAGAUACGUGGACCACAGUACAUUCAAGGAAUGUGGGCAUACAUUUUGCCUGAAUUGUUAAAAUCUAUUGAUACUGAACCCGAGCAGGAAGUACAAGUGGAACAGCUAAACAGCCUUGCCAAGUGUAUAGAAGUAUUGGGAGCCGGAUGUUUAACAGAGGAAUCAAUGCAAGAAGUGCUUCGUAUUCUUAACAAACUGUUAACCGAACAUUUCGAACGCGCAACAGAACGUAGAAAGAAACGUGCCGAUGAGGACUAUGACGAAGUUGUGGAGGAGCAACUUGCUGAUGAAGAUAAUGAUGAUGUGUAUGGCCUGUCCCGUGUAGCGGAUGUCCUCCACUCACUGAUGUCUGCUUACCGUGAGACAUUCUUCCCCCACUUUGACUCUCUCCUGCCACAUCUGGUGCAGCUGCUGGAUGCAGGUCGACCAUAUGCUGACCGACAAUGGGCAAUUUGUAUCUUUGAUGACGUCAUUGAAUUUGGAGGACCGGCAUGUGCCAAAUAUGAAGACAUAUUCCUUGAGCCAAUGCUUAACAGCCUGUACGAUCGCGAGCCUGAAGUACGUCAAGCGGCUGCAUAUGGCUGUGGAGUAUUAGCACAGUUCGGAGGCGCACACUUUGCGGGAGCUUGUGCCAGAGCUGUGCCCCUUUUAGCUACACUAAUCUCUGAACCAGACUCGAGAUCCGUUGAGAACCUAAAUGCUACCGAGAACGCUAUUUCUGCAGUCACAAAGAUAAUCAAAUACAAUCAUACACAUAUUAAUCGGGAUGAAAUUAUCAGGCAUUGGCUCACCUGGCUGCCCGUGGUGGAGGACACGGACGAGGCGCCGCACGUGUACUCGCUGCUGUGCGAGCUGGCCAGCGGCGGCCACGCGGCGCUCAGCUCGCCCGACGCGCCGCCGCGGGUGUUGGCCGUCAUCGCAGAGGCCUGGCACCGCGACGCCGUGCCCCGCGACCACGCCGUGCACGGCCAGAUGGUGGAGCUGGUGCGGCAGAUACAGCGAAACGGCGAACUUUUCAACUCGUGUUUGAUGCAGUUGACCAGCGAACAGAAAGAAGCUUUGACAGUUGCAUUAACUGCAUAGAAGGCCACAUGCAUGUCCUGCAACGCUUGUAUUUAUUACUGCCCACAUUCUAUGCUACACACUGUUUAAAGCUUCAUUAUUGGGCCCCUUACUAUAUAAACACCGCCUAGAAAUAAUAACGAGAUAUAUUUAUGAAAUAAUCUUUGAAAUAUUGUCCUCACUCAUUCCCCUUACAAAAAUAAUCCAUUAUCUGUGUUUGAUAUUAUUUAUAUAUUAUGUGUUUGACGUUAUUAUCUUCGAUCUCAUAAUCCAUCUGUUGGCUUCAAUUGCUGUGAUACAUUGUGUAUUAAUUUAUAACAGCCAUUAUAAAUGUUCGUUUCUUAUAACCAUUUGUCUAUUUCGUAAUAUUUUUUCAUUGUUAUUUAAACUGUUUUUAUGUAUUGUAUGGAUAGUCCAGUUUUUGGAGAAAAUAAAUUUACUAUUAACGAUUGAAAGAAUUUAAGUUCAAGAUUUGUAUAUUGAAUAGUUUUUAUUCAUUCAAAAUGGUUUUUAUGUUUAAAAAAUUGGACUUUCACAUUCCAUUUUGAUGGGAUUGUAACUGUUUCUCGCACCUAGGUAGGUACGAGUUCUGUUUAUAGGAAUUAUAACAAACAUGUAUACAUUUCUGUUUAACUAAAAUAAAAGUUAUUGUCAUUUA
Leptidea sinapis is the source of this 4012-nucleotide messenger RNA. RefSeq names its product importin-5 (gene Karybeta3). Gene Ontology annotation, biological process: protein import into nucleus. The transcript is spliced from 18 exons. Gene Ontology annotation, cellular component: nucleus; cytoplasm. NCBI's taxonomy places the organism in Eukaryota, Metazoa, Arthropoda, Insecta, Lepidoptera, Pieridae. Gene Ontology annotation, molecular function: nuclear import signal receptor activity; protein binding. Bases 88 to 3375 code for a protein of 1095 amino acids. The record is from RefSeq and is a predicted model, not a curated record.